CACCUCGAAAUAUCCCCACAGCUUCAAGGAAGUUGCCAAGAAGUUGCCCAAGAAAUGCUAGCUGUAUAUAGCCGCUCUGCAAUUUUCUGUAGUAAGCACUUGUCUUGCAACUUACAACUUCAAUUAAUUCGUCCAUGGCCUUGUACGGAGCUUCUUCGUCUUCCUCUCCCAUCCGUCCAAGGGCUUAUUACGAUGUAUUCUUGAGUUUUAGAGGCGAAGAUACGCGCAGAAGUUUUACUGGCCAUCUAUGCUCAGCUUUGCGUCGAACCGGAAUCAACACCUUCAUGGACGACACGCUUGAAAGGGGAGACGAAAUUUCACCAGCACUUGUCAAAGCUAUUGAUCAGUCAACGAUUUCAAUCAUUGUGUUAUCUAAAAACUAUGCAUCAUCCGGAUGGUGCUUGGAUGAGCUAAUGAAGAUCCUUGAGUGUAGAGAAAAAUGGGGGCAACAGGUUUUACCAUUGUUCUAUGACGUAGAUCCGGCAGAUAUACGGCGUCAAAUCAAUUGUGUUGGAGAAGCAUUUGCUAAACUUGAAGAAAGGUUCAAGAAUGAUGAAAUGAAGGUGAAGGAGUGGAAGGAAGCCCUAAAAAAAGUGGCAAAUUUGCCCGGAAUGCAUUUGGGAAACAAGGAUGAAUCUAAAUUUAUUGACGAAAUCAUUGAAUGGCUGAAUUGGACAUUAGCUAAAAAGAUAGACUUCGAAGUUGCCCAGCAUCCAAUUGGAAUAGAGUCUCAUAUACAACAAUUGAAGUCCCUUUUAGAUAUUGAGAAGAAUAAUGGUACAUGCAUGUUAGGGAUCUUGGGAAUGGGCGGCAUUGGAAAAACAACUAUUGCCAAAGCGAUCUAUAACUCGAUUGCUUUUCGGUUUGAAGUAAGUUGUUUUCUUGAAAACAUUAGAGAAACUUUCCAAAAGGAGGGUCCGAUCCAUUUGCAAAAGAAACUUCUUUCUAAAAUCAUCACAAAUCCAAAGAUUGGUAAUGUUGAUGAAGGAAUUACUUUGAUAAGGGAAAGGCUUUCCUCUAAAAGGGUACUUCUAAUUCUUGAUGAUGUGGAUCAUUCAAGCCAAUUAGAAAAGAUAGCUAGAGAAAGUGAUUGGUUUGGUUUAGGAAGUAGAAUCAUCAUAACAACAAGAGAUAAUCAUCUACUAACUCAACAUCAAGCUUUACCUUACAAGGUAGAGGGAUUGGAUGAGAACACAAGUCUUCAGCUCUUUAGUUGGCAUGCCUUCAAUAGAGAUAGACCUGAUCCUGAUUUUUUGGAACUUGCACAAGAUGCAGUAUGUUAUACUCGGGGAUUGCCACUAGCUUUAACAUUAUUGGGCUCGACUCUAAAAGGUAGAGAUAUACUUUAUUGGAAAAGUAAAUUGGAUGUGUAUAAAAGAAUUCCUAAUGAAAAUAUUCUUCAAAAACUUAGAAUAAGUUAUGAUGGAUUGGAGAAAAAUGUGAAGAAUGUUUUCCUUGACAUUGCUUGUUUCUUUAAAGGACAAGGUGUGACAUAUGUCACAAAAGCACUAGAUAGUUUUGGUUUCCAUUCAUAUAGUAGUAUCGAAGAGCUCAAGGACAAGUGUCUCAUAACUGAGUCUCUCAUAACUGAGUCUCGAGGACAAAUUGAGAUGCAUGACUUGUUGCAAGAAAUGGGUAGAGAAAUUGUUCGGCAAGAAUCACCUGAAGAACCUGGAAAGCGCAGUAGGUUAUGGUUUCAUGAAGAUGUUUGUCAUGUCCUAAGAGAAGAUACGGGAACAAACAAAGUUGAGGCCAUAUUGAUAAAUUUGCCUGGAAAAGAGAUAUACUUGAAUUCCGAAACCUUCGAGAAGAUGAAAAAGCUCAGGCUAUUAAUAAUUGCUGCAAGGUGUUAUGGAGAGCCCAAUUUUCGCUCUAAUAAGUUAAGAUUGCUUGACUGGAAUAGAUAUCAAGGAGAAUCUUUACCAUCCAAUUUUUAUGGAAAUAACCUCGUUGUUUUAAAACUGGAAGUGAGUAAACUCAAGACAUUGGAGGGAGUCCAGAAUUUCCAAAACAUGAGAAUUAUGGAUUUCUCUUCUUGUAAAUUCAUAAGAGAAAUCCCUGAUGUUUCAAGGCUUUCAAAUUUAGAGGAAUUGAUUCUUUCGUGUUGCCGAAAUUUAGUUGAGGUUCAUUGUUCUGUUGGAUUACUUGAUAAGCUCGUUGUUUUGAAUCUUAAUAGCUGCUAUAAUCUUACGAUUUUGCCAAGAAGCUUUAGGUUGAGAUCUCUAGAACGUCUUGACCUUAUGUUUUGUAGAAUGCUUAAAACCUUUCCUGAAAUUGAGUUUCCAAUGGAAGUUUUAGAGUUCAUCGGCUUAGGAUAUACUGGCAUAGAGGAAUUGCCUUCAUCCAUUGGGUACCUCGUUGGGCUUAAACAAUUGCAUCUUUCAGAUUGCAGAGACCUCACAAAUCUUCCACAUACUAUUUAUAAGUUGCAACAUUUGAAAGAACUUAAUUUGCUUAAUUGCAAGGGACUCCAAGAAAUUUUAAGAUUUCCACCAAAUGUAGUAGAAGUGCAAGCUGCCUGGUGCGAGUCAUUGGCGAUAUUUUUAGAAGAACCUAGAAGAUCUCAGUUGCUUAAUAUGUGGGAUCCACCAGAGCCAGAGGGGGUUGGAACGACAUCUUCAGCACCGCAAUCGUCGAGUCUUGGAAACAAUGUUGUAACAGAAUCAGAUUUCGUGAUUGAACGUGAUUGCCCUCGUAAUUUGAAAGUUCUAGAUCUAUCAAAUAGCGCUAUUGUUAGCCUUCCUGCAUGGCUCAACGAAUUUGCUGGAUUGGAGGAGCUUUACUUGAGCCAUUGCAAGAAACUUGAAGAAAUUCCAGAACUUCCACCAAAUAUAAAAAAUGUAUGUGCGAAUGGAUGCACGUCAUUGGAAAGAUUUCAAUAUAAUAAUAUAAACGAUUUACCAAUGCUUGAAUGGAUUGAAUUCUCCGAUUGCCAUCGAUUGCGUGAAAAUAUGGGGGAUGAUCUGCAAAUUCGUUUAAUGAGUGAGGGACAUCCUAAGAAACGCGAAUUUGGCUGUAUAUUUCCGGGAAAUAAGAUUCCAGAUUGCUUCAGCCAACGUGAAGCGAUUUCAUAUACUGAUUGGUGUGAAAUUAAUAUCAAUGAGCCUCUACAUUUGGAUUUGGAGAAUACAAUAUUUGCAUUCUCUGCUGUUAUUGAAACAGAGGAUGUAGAAGAUGAGGUUUGUUUUCGAAUUCUCGUUGAAGUCAUCAACAAUGGUCAACUAAUCUAUUGUCAUAGGUCUAUUUGGAUAAGUUACGCAGCCGGCUCAGAUCAUGUAUAUUUGCAUUACUCUGGUUCACCCCAUUCUCGGCUAAAGAUGGAUAAUCUUCGAGUUACAUUUAAAUUAGAGUUUGGCAGUUAUUCUAAGACUGUGAUCCUUAAAACUUGCGGAUUCCAUCUACAACAUAGAUAUGAAGAGGACGCCAUAGAUUUAAUGGAUCGUAUUCAACAUUCUAAGAGAAGCCGUGGUGAUGAUGAUGAUGGCAACUUGGAAUCCAAUUGUUACCCACAACAAAAGAGGCAUUCUUCAAUCUUGGGCAUUAGCAUUCCAGAUGUAGAGGAAACUCCCCUUGGUGAAUCACAACUACACCAAUCAAAUCACCCAGGCACUUAAACAGGCCACCUUCUUUUCACUUUUUCCUCUAAGUACCCUAUAAUGCUCGUUAAUUUUGUUUUGGGUUAACUGCUGAAUGGGGUGGGUUCGGAGGGCUGGAUGGUUUGGAGACGAUUAUGCCAUUUUUUCGAAUCUUUGGUGCAAUUGACAAAUGGGGUUCCAUAUGCGAAUGCGUGGGACAUAUUCAGCAAUUGGACCAUGAGCGACUAUUUGGGACAGAGUCACUAGCUUGGGUUCUAAUAAUGACUUGCAUAAUCUGGCAGGAGAGUCACAUACUGCAACCUCCACUUCAGAUAGUUUUGAUUGUUGCUGCUGGACCUUUCCUUGGUAUCUUGUUCAGCAAUAUACAAGAAUUUCGGAAACAAUUCUGGCAAUGCGCACUAUUAGUAUUAGACCGCUUUAGGGUUUCGGCUCUUGGUGAUAACUAUUUCAAAAAUGACUCAUUUUUUCAUGUCUUUCUUCCAUUCUCUCACUUAUUAAAAUUACCAUUGGAUCUAUUAGGUUCAUGUGAGACCCUCAUAUGAGCUACAUAGAUCUAAUAAUGGUGAUUUUUAAAAGUGAGGAUAGAAGGACAUGAAGGGAAUCUGUAGCACAUCUCUAGACAUUUUUCUCUUUUUCUUGUAUGGUUGGCCUAGAUGCUCUGGGUUUGCAAUUUACCAAAUGGACUACUUUGCUGGGAAUUGCAAGUCCUCUUUGAGGCCACAUUGCACUUACCGGCUGAUAUUGUGUGGAAUUUGUUCUACGUGUGGUUACAUUAUGGAAAUUUAUUAU
This is a messenger RNA of Alnus glutinosa, 4385 nucleotides long. RefSeq names its product disease resistance protein RUN1-like. The transcript has 7 exons. Gene Ontology annotation, molecular function: ADP binding. The coding region runs from base 135 to 3614 and encodes 1159 amino acids. NCBI's taxonomy places the organism in Eukaryota, Viridiplantae, Streptophyta, Magnoliopsida, Fagales, Betulaceae. Gene Ontology annotation, biological process: signal transduction; defense response. The record is from RefSeq and is a predicted model, not a curated record.